Raphanus sativus (radish) is the source of this 925-nucleotide messenger RNA. Its product is annotated as elongation factor 1-beta 2. Gene Ontology annotation, biological process: translational elongation. NCBI's taxonomy places the organism in Eukaryota, Viridiplantae, Streptophyta, Magnoliopsida, Brassicales, Brassicaceae. Gene Ontology annotation, cellular component: cytosol; eukaryotic translation elongation factor 1 complex. The transcript has 6 exons. Gene Ontology annotation, molecular function: translation elongation factor activity; guanyl-nucleotide exchange factor activity. The record is from RefSeq and is a predicted model, not a curated record. The coding region runs from base 8 to 763 and encodes 251 amino acids.
AUAGUGUAUGUUCUCAAGCAGCUCUCUCUCUCUCUCUCUCUCUCUCUCUCUCUCUCUCUCACCUAACUCGCUAAAGCAGCAGCCAGCUACAAUGGCGGUUACCUUUUCAGAUCUACACACAGAGCAGGGUCUCAAAUCCGUGGAGGAGCACCUCGUCGGAAAAACCUACAUCUCCGGAGAUAAAUUGUCUGUAGAUGAUGUGAAGGUAUACGCUGCCGUUGUUGAGAAACCAAGCGAGAGUUUCCCUAAUGCUAGCAAGUGGUACGACUGUGUUGCCUCCCACCUUGCUAAAAGUUUCCCUGGUAAAGCCGUAGGAGUUUCAAUCGGUGGCUCUGCUGCUGCUCCUGCCCAAGCUGAGGCACCUGCAGUAGCUGCAGCUGAUGAUGAUGAUGACAUGGAUCUGUUUGGUGACGAGACAGAGGAGGAAAAGAAAGCUGCAGAGGAGAGGGAGGCUGCUAAGAAGGACACCAAGAAGCCCAAAGAGAGUGGAAAGUCAUCUGUGCUCAUGGAAGUCAAGCCAUGGGAUGAUGAGACCGACAUGAAGAAACUUGAGGAGUGUGUUCGUGCUGUUGAGAUGCCUGGUCUUCUAUGGGGAGCUUCAAAACUGGUUCCAGUUGGUUACGGGAUCAAGAAGCUCACGAUCAUGCUCACAAUCGUUGAUGACCUCGUGUCCCCAGACAACCUCAUUGAAGACUAUCUCACCUCUGAACCUAACAACGAGUACAUCCAGAGUGUUGACAUCGUCGCAUUCAACAAGAUCUAGAGACUUUAGAUCUCUCCUUGCCAAAAAAGAUAUUUGAUUUCCUUCCAAGUUUUGUUUCUUUUUGUGUUAUUUGCUUUGGGAUGUUUAUUUUCUAGUUGCAAGACCUCUUACAUGUUGCAAUGAAACAUAAACUAUCAAUGCCUUAGUAUUCCUUUACCAUUA